Bombyx mandarina (wild silkworm) is the source of this 1169-nucleotide messenger RNA. RefSeq lists its product as uncharacterized. NCBI's taxonomy places the organism in Eukaryota, Metazoa, Arthropoda, Insecta, Lepidoptera, Bombycidae. The record is from RefSeq and is a predicted model, not a curated record.
ACUCUGCUAAUGAAUCUGCUUCCUCUACUAGCAGUGAUGACAGCUUUUGCUCGAUGGUUGCUACUACUGGAGAACUGAUACGUAGUAAGUUUAAUCUUGAAAAUCGCGUUACUUUUAACGUUUGUCAUAUAAACGCACAAAGUAUAGCUAGUCACUACAGUGAACUAGAUGUAACUUUCACCGACGCUAACGUGCACGCCGUCCUUAUUUCUGAGAGCUGGCUCAAACCUCAUCUUCCUUCCGCCGCAUACUCCCUACCUGGAUUUAUUCUAAUCCGAAAUGAUCGGGUGGACAGGAGAGGGGGUGGUGUGGCUAUCUAUCUCCAAGCCUCAUUUUCUUAUAAAGUCAUAGCCUCUUCCUCUUCCAAGAGUUCCAAUUCCGCUGAAUACCUUUUCCUUGAGGUUUGGGUCAAGGGAGUCAAAACGUUACUUGGUGUGGUUUAUUGUCCUCCCUCUGUUGAUUACUUCUCCAGUCUUGACUCAAUUCUGGAAUCUUUAGGGUCGGAUUACGCACACCACAUCAUCAUGGGAGACUUCAACACCGACCUCCUUGUCCCUUUGUCCACUCGUUCACGAAAACUCCUUGACCUUGUUGAGUCAGUUAGUUUACACAUCCUCCCUUUACAAGCCACUCACCACAACAUUGAAGGAGAGGAUACCUGGCUUGACCUAAUACUCACUUCCAAUCCCGAUCUUGUUUAUUCUCACGGUCAGUUUCCUGCUCCUGGUUUCUCCCAUCAUGACCUCAUUUACUUAUCCUACGUCCUUAAACCUCCCAAAUCCAAGCCUAAAGUUUUGCGCGUGCGUUGUUUUGGUCGCAUGGAUGGACGCAGGUUGUGUGAGGAUGCUGCUAAAAUUAGUUGGGAUGAACUGACGGCAGCUACAUCUAUUGACGACAAGGUGACUAUAUUUAACGCUCAACUCCAGGCACUUUAUGACAAUCAUGCUCCCGUCAGGAAAUUCAAGAUGAAACGUCCUCCAGCACCNUUAUGUGUCGUGUUGGCUUUGUUUCCGGAAUCAAAAAUAGAUUUGGUUCUUAGCGAUCCGAGGAUUGCACUGGUGCCGUGGAAGCAUCGUCGGCGGUGCCUCAUCAGUGGGCGGACAAUGGAGCACAGAGUGCCCUCGCAUCCGGCAUCUGACUGCCACUACAGCAGCUGGGCGGGGGCCUAA